This is a messenger RNA of Symbiodinium pilosum, 312 nucleotides long. NCBI's taxonomy places the organism in Eukaryota, Dinophyceae, Suessiales, Symbiodiniaceae. The record is from the annotation of a GenBank genome assembly.
AUGCCCGUUGCUGUGACAGUUGUGAAUCCGCUGGAUGGAACACAGAAGUUGGGCUUCACUGUGGGCUCGGGGGUCGGCGGAAAGCCGACCUGGGGUACUCUGGAAGCGCCGGCACAAAGGGAAGUCUUCGUGCAGCAUCCGGUUUACGGAGAAGUCAAGGUGAGGGAGAACUUUGAGGAGACUCAGCGCCUCAGACGUGAGUCCACGUGGUGGGCGAGGGAUGAGCGUUACUUCAUGGACCAGUCCAAAGUGUCAAGGAACCAGUUGCUGAUCAAUGAGCCAACUGCGAAGCUGUCUGGCAGCGUGAUCUGA